UCAAUAUGUUCGUCUGCUUUGUUGUGGUGUACGGCACACGUUUCACGUGGUUCGCAUUUUUCAAAUUAACGCAGUGCUCGACAUUCUCGACAUUCCCGGUGUGAAUUCAAUGGCAACCAGCAAUAAAACUGAAGUGACGUGCGCCUAUUUCCUGCAGACAAAGAAGAGAUAUUGCCGCAUGUCAGUUAAGACCGGACGCAAGUUCUGCGGUGAGCAUGCCUCUUUGGAAGCUGCCAAUCAAGCCUGCCCUACAUCAGCUGCCAAAUAUGCACGAACGCCUUGUCCCUACGACCCCAAUCAUUCAUGUUUUGUAUCACAACUGGCAAAGCACAUGGAGAAGUGCAAUUCAAAACCCCAACCUCUGCCAGAAUACAUCAAGGAAAACAUAAAUGUGAUUGACAGCAAUGACGAGGAGAUCAAAGUUAACCUUGGCACCCUCACUGAUGGCGAACUGCUGGCCAUCAUCUCCAGGGUUUCCAAAAUCCACUCAGAUUUUGUUGGAGAGCUGCCAAUUUCCGUUGGACGUCACCCAGUUCUAGAGUCGACACUCGCUUCGCUGACGGAGAGCCGUGGGAGCUGGCGUCACGUCUUUCAAUCCUCUUCCAUUUUACACAAUAUGGCUCGAGUUGGUGUUUUGACGUCGGGAAAAUCACGUAGCACUUACGUCGAAUUCGGUUCAGGCAGAGGGCAAUUGAGUUACGCGGUCGGCCAGGCCGUCGACCUCGAUACCGAUGCAUUGCUGAUGAUCGACAAAUCUUCGCCGAGGCACAAGCACGAUAACCGCUACAAAGUGGACGGUGAGAGUCACGCGUCCAUUCAUCGAGUUCGAGCGGACAUUGCUGACGUCGACUUGGGUCAAGUUCCGCUCGUCCGAAACGACACUCGACGACUAGUCGGCAUUGGUAAACACUUGUGCGGAGCAGCGACAGAUUUAGCGUUGAAUUGCCUUUAUAGAGCUAAUAACCCCGUCGGAUUGGUCCAAGGUGUUUGCAUCGCCCUAUGCUGUCAUCAUCAAUGCACCUGGGGGCUUUACGUGGGUAAAGCCUUCUUCCAGGAAUUGGGUCUGAGUCAGACGGAUUUCGCAAUCAUGAGGGCCAUGACCAGCUGGGCAGUAUGCGGUUCACGUCGUGCUAAAGAACACAGCGAUGCUGGUCAAGAGGCUGGCGAAGUCACUAGCGCCUUGCCCGGUAGAUAUGCGGCCAUGGGCCUGGAUAUUGAACGGCGGGAAAAAAUCGGCCGCCAGUGUAAACAAAUCAUCGACCGUGGCCGAGUGGCAUUUCUGUCUACGUGGCCACUUGAGGCCAAGCUUUUGUACUACGUAGAACCGGACAUUUCUCCUGAGAAUGUUCUCCUCCUUGCGCAUAUUUCUUAAAUCCUUAUUCCUUGUUUUUUUACAGAGUGGAAAUAAACAUCUUUUUUUAACAUCGA
Molecule: messenger RNA, 1428 nt
Organism: Daphnia pulicaria
Lineage: Eukaryota; Metazoa; Arthropoda; Branchiopoda; Diplostraca; Daphniidae
Product: tRNA:m(4)X modification enzyme TRM13 homolog
Exons: 6
Coding region: 110-1372 (420 amino acids)
Biological process (GO): tRNA methylation
Source: RefSeq, a predicted model, not a curated record